Molecule: messenger RNA, 2631 nt
Organism: Salmo salar (Atlantic salmon)
Lineage: Eukaryota; Metazoa; Chordata; Actinopteri; Salmoniformes; Salmonidae
Gene: opn3
Product: opsin 3
Biological process (GO): visual perception; G protein-coupled receptor signaling pathway
Cellular component (GO): membrane
Molecular function (GO): G protein-coupled receptor activity
Source: RefSeq, a predicted model, not a curated record
AAGCCAAUUUUACCAGUCAGGAAGUACAGUAGGUCUACAGUGGCUGUCAACUAAUUCACGUGACGGAUGACGACAGCGGGAGAUCUAACUGCUCGAGAAAUACGUUUGAGAUAAACAACCAUCCUCAGGAGAAUAGCCCUAAUUUCUCCAAAGAGAUGUCGCAGGUUUAACUCGUUUAGAACAGCGUCAGUAAUCCAACUGCGGCGCAGAUCUUCCCCCCUCACCACACUAGACAGGUCAACGCGCGCAGCACAAUGUCAUUCAAGCAAUGAAUCCUGCGAAUUUCACUAGAACUGGAAGGAAAACAGAAGAAUAUAUAUUUGCGGUUGGUACUUACAAACUCCUUGCCUUUGCUAUCGGAACAAUUGGAGUCUUCGGAUUUUGCAACAAUAUUAUUGUCAUCAUGCUGUACUACAGAUUCAAGAGACUCCGGACGCCCACAAAUUUGUUAAUAGUAAACAUAAGUAUAAGUGACUUGUUGGUGUCUGUCAUUGGAAUUAACUUUACGUUUGUUUCGUGCAUCAAAGGCGGAUGGGACUGGAACUCGGCAACAUGCGUCUGGGACGGAUUCAGCAACAGCUUAUUUGGCAUCGUGUCCAUCAUGAGUCUCUCAGCUCUGGCCUACGAGCGCUACAUCCGGGUGGUCUAUGCUCAGGUGGUGGACUUCCCCUGGGCCUGGAGGUGCAUCACCCACAUCUGGCUCUACUCCCUGGCCUGGACAGGGGCCCCUCUCCUGGGUUGGAACCGCUACACUAUGGAGAUCCACCAGUUAGGCUGCUCCCUGGACUGGACAUCCAAGGACCCUAUCGAUGCCUCCUUCAUUCUCCUCUUUCUCCUGGCCUGCUUCUUUGUCCCUGUGGGCAUUAUGAUUUACUGCUAUAUGAACAUUCUCUACACGGUGCGAAUGCUCCGCUCCAUCCAGGACCUUCAGACAGUGCAGAUCAUUAAGAUCCUGCGCUAUGAGAAGAAGGUGGCUGUCAUGUUCUUGCUGAUGAUCUGCUGUUUCCUGGUGUGCUGGACACCAUAUGCCGUGGUGUCCAUGAUGGAAGCCUUUGGCAGGAAGAGCAUGGUCACCCCCGCCAUCGCCAUCAUCCCCUCCUUCUUCGCUAAAUCCAGCACGGCCUAUAACCCUCUCAUCUACAUGUUCAUGAGCAGAAAGUUCCGGCGCUGCUUGCUGCAGCUGCUGUGCUCCCAGCUCUCGUGGAUUCAGAGCAGCAUCAAGGACCGCCCCCUGGCCCGGAGCAUCGAACGGCCUAUUCGCCCAAUCGUCAUGUCCCACCGAAGAGGCGGGGAACGACCAAAGAAGAGGGUGACCUUCAGCUCCUCCUCCAUUGUCUUCAUCAUCGCCAGCAAUGACGUGCACCACCUGGACACCACCUCCAAGAGCGGCGGUAUGUCGUCAGAGGGCAUCCAAGUGCGGCCGCUGUGACAGAGAAUUAUGGGUACUGUAGUACAUCAUGCUACACCCAUGUCACCAUGGGAACUGACUAAUCACCUCAUAUCACCUGUUCCUCCGUAAACCUCAGAACUUCCUCUCAUGAAACACAGAACCCGGAAGUUUCAAAACACCCUUCUGACACAAGACUAUUGUUACUCUUUUUAGCCUUUUCGAGAUCCAUCACUAUAAACUGUAGAGACAUAUUCCCAACCCUCUUUCACUGUGCAUCAGAAGGAACAAACCCUUCCCUGGAAGUGUUCAAUGUACUGUAUUCAGACUGUCUCACCGUGAACGCUGUGAAACACUCCAUUCUACCAUCUAUCCGUCAGUUGUGGUAACCGAAUGAUGUAGCUGUGAGUUUGUGACCUAUUUCUCUUGUCUUGAACAGCCUUUGACAGUUAGUCUGAUGCUGAGCUGAGUGUUUUUAAACAGUACCUCCUGCGUCAUGACUGAGGCCAGCAGUGUUCAUGGAGAAAGUGAUGUUGAUUAUUACUAUUUCCCUGGUUGGCAGUGCUUAAUGAACUUAUAGGGAAAAGCCUUACAAUAUUGCAGCAGCAAAUUCUGCACAACACUCUCUCCGCCUUUGUCACGUCCAGAUACAUUAAAUAUAUCCUAUAUUCUGGGGUGAAAGUGGAUUUCAUUUCUUCCCGGUGCGGGGACCUCCUGUAUAUGUGCAUGCACUUCAUUUUUUUUUUUAUGGGCCUAUUCAUAGAAUUGCAUAUAUAAUCCCUAUUAUAAUUUAAUAGGAUCUCUAUGGGCCUAUUCAUAGAAUUACAUUAUAUAAUCCCUAUUCAUUUAAUAGGAUCUCUAUGGGCAUGGCCAGAUAGAAUUACAUAUAUAAUCCCUAUUCAUUUAAUAGGAUCUCUAUGGGCCUAAUAGUCCUGAUUUGUUCUUUAACUUUUAAAAUGUAUUAACCUACCUUUUAAUGUGGCAUAAACACAACCAGUCAUUAUGUUUUCAUCUGAUUGUCAAAGAAUUACUUCAAAAGGUUAAUGUAGGCUACCUGUGCAUGUUACCCAGGGACGGCAGAACGAUUUUUUGACAGGGGGUGCGGUAAAAAAUUCUGUUUAUGACUUCCGACAUUUGUUAGGCUAUUUGUUAGUCAACUUGUCUGUAAUUAGAUACAUGCAGGUUGUCUUCUGUCAUUACUUGACGCUCGUCUAGAAUACUAAAUAAAGCCUUGCUCACCAGAA